AAUUCCGAGAUUGAACUCUAAAGCAAUUGAGAAUCGCGGGGGAGAGACGAUUGGGAAGUGAAGAAGAAACUAGCGAGCUAGAAUCGAAGAUAUCCAAUUGAAAUUAGGAUUUCUACUUCCCUCGAUUUUCCUGUUUCAAUGGCGGAUAGGUACUGGAACCAGCAGCAACACCUUCCAGCUGGUCCUCCGAAACGUCGCCGUUCCGAUUUCGAAGCUCCACCAUUAGCAGGCCAUGAGCUGCACAGUGGUGGUGGUGGUGGUGGUUAUUAUCCGAGGGAUGAAGAUAUUGAUACAAGAACUAUAGGAUCAGCUUAUGAUCGUUACCUCCAAAGCGUGCAAACAAGUUCUAUGCCACUGGGAGGAGAUUCAGGUCCACGUAACGGUGUUGCGAUGGAUGAGUUUAUGAUGAGACGUGGUGGUGGAGUUCACGGCUUAAAUGGUCGUGAUAUGGGUUUUGAUCCGUUAGAUUCUGUUGAUAGGCGUAACCGUGACCCACUUCCUUUACCUCCAGAUGCGUCAAAUACUCUUUAUGUUGAAGGUCUUCCUUCUAAUUGCUCUAGGAGGGAAGUUGCUCAUAUCUUUCGACCUUUUGUAGGAUAUAGAGAAGUGAGACUUGUCACCAAAGACUCCAAACACCGUAACGGAGAUCCUGUUGUUCUUUGCUUUGUUGAUUUUACAAACCCUGCCUGUGCAGCAACUGCUCUGAGCACCUUACAAGGCUAUCGAAUGGAUGAAAACGACCCUGAUUCCAAGUCCUUACGGCUCCAGUUUUCAAGAAAACCAACUUCAAGACCGGGACAACGAGGAAGGAGGUGAUGACACGACAUCAACCAAAUGGUUAUUUAUUGUCUCUGCCUCUGCUGCUGCUAGUCUUUAGCGAGAAGAGACAUCCUCUUUCAAGUAGAAUCUCAAUGAAACCGAACAUUACAUUACUUGUUUGUAUUAUUUGUAUCCUUAAAGCAUAUAGAAACUUAAAAAGAAACAUAUAUGUUGGAAUGUGUAGAAUCUGAGGAUAUA
Molecule: messenger RNA, 1017 nt
Organism: Eruca vesicaria subsp. sativa (arugula)
Lineage: Eukaryota; Viridiplantae; Streptophyta; Magnoliopsida; Brassicales; Brassicaceae
Source: the annotation of a GenBank genome assembly